CGGUCGUCUCGGGCGCACCAGAGCCGCCAACACACCAUCACCAUUUCAUCGGAUCGCCUGGCGACCACAAGGAUACGGGGGUACUUGUACAACGGUGCUUUUACCUUCUCUUGCCGGAGCACAAGCGGCAACAAUGGCAACCCCAGAGAGGACCCAAACACGCGGCUGUGCUGGAAGAGGGGGAAACGGCAACGAUUGCAAAGAAUUCACCACCAUCGCCAGCGGUGUUCGACCCUGUCGGCCACGGUAGAACGAAACGGCUCGGACGCUACGGUGGCCCCCAUCAACACGACAAGCCACGGCCCGAUCUACCAAGCUGCCAACCACAGCCAAACCAACGGCAGCGGCGAUUCCCGUGCCAGGGCACGCAACAAUGCUGGUGCCAGCACCGGCGGGGGCACGGUGGCGGUGCGCGACGCCGCUCCCGCGGGGGCCGGCGUCGUUCCCAGGCACGUCGGUUUUAUCUGCGACGGCAACGGCCGCUGGGCCUCCCAGCGAAACCUCCCGCGGGCCGCCGGUCACGCCGAGGGCGCCCGCCGCCUCGUCGACCUGAUCCAAUCGCUCGUCGACGAGCGCAAGCAGCAGCGGUCGAGCAACAGUAACACCAACGCCAACAACGCCAUUGCUGCGGGAGGCACCGAGAGUCCCCGUGCCCUGGUCGAGUGCCUGACCUUUUACGCCUUUUCGACCGAAAACUGGAACCGGUCCCCGCACGAAAUCUCCAAGAUCUUCGAGGCCAUCGAGGUCCUCGCGAGGACCUUUUUGGUGGGCAGGCGGUCCCUCCUCGCCGAGGUGGAGAUCAGGGUCCUCGGGAACCUGGACGAUCCCCGCGUUCCGCCGGGCCUCCGCCGUGUCCUCCGCGAGCUGGAGGCGGCCACGGUCGGCGACACCGGAGGCGGAUCCGGCGGUGGCACCACCGGCGGGACCCCGCGCCUCGUUGUCUGCCUGGCCGUCAACUACGGCGGCCGCCGCGACAUCCUUUCCGCCUGCCGGUCCAUCGCCACGGACGCGAGGGACGGCCUCCUCGACCCCUCGGAGAUCACCGAGUCGACCCUCUCGGAACGCCUCGGGACCGGGAGCCGCUGCGACCCCGACCUCGUCGUCCGGACGGGCGGGGAGCACCGGCUCUCCAACUUUUUGCUGUGGGAGGCGGCCUACGCGGAGCUCUUCGUGGUGGACACCCUGUGGCCGGACUUUUCGUUCGAGGACGGGUGGAAGGAAUCCCUGGCCUGGUACGCGGGCCGGAAGCGGAAUUUCGGGGGCCGGGACGAACGUCCGGACCAGUGAGCGACGAACGAACGAACGCCGAACGACGAAUAUUCCGAUGCCAGGUGGUUCAGAAACGAACCGGAGAGCAACGAGAGCAUGCCGACACCCACUCACAACAACAU
This is a messenger RNA of Pseudo-nitzschia multistriata, 1391 nucleotides long. Lineage: Eukaryota; Bacillariophyta; Bacillariophyceae; Bacillariales; Bacillariaceae. The record is from the annotation of a GenBank genome assembly.